Messenger RNA from Larimichthys crocea (large yellow croaker), 2265 nucleotides. Its product is annotated as exostosin-1a. Gene Ontology annotation, molecular function: glycosyltransferase activity. NCBI's taxonomy places the organism in Eukaryota, Metazoa, Chordata, Actinopteri, Sciaenidae. Gene Ontology annotation, cellular component: membrane. The transcript has 11 exons. Bases 155 to 1459 code for a protein of 434 amino acids. The record is from RefSeq and is a predicted model, not a curated record.
CAGCAGACCAUAAUACACUGUCAGGUGAUGAACAUGAUGGACAGGUGUUUGAGUCACCUGUGUGCGGCGCCGUCGACCUGAUGAAAAGAAGCUGCUUUUCUGUCCGGGGUCGGAGGUCACGCCGUCUCCUCAGCCCACCUCACAGGUCACCACCAUGAUGGGAGCCCGGCUCGCCUUCAGGUUCGACUACCAGGAGCUGCUCCAUAACUCUAGUUUCUGCCUGGUGCCCCGAGGCCGACGUCUUGGAUCGUUUCGCUUCCUGGAGGCCCUGCAGGCGGCUUGUAUCCCGGUUAUUCUGAGUAACGGCUGGGAGCUUCCCUUCUCUGAAGUCAUCGACUGGAGGAAAGCAGCCAUCAUUGGAGAUGAGAGACUGCUGUUACAGGUUCCCUCCAUUACCCGGUCUGUGGGCCAUGACAGGAUCUUGGCUCUCCGCCAGCAGACUCAGUUCCUCUGGGACGCCUACUUUUCUUCUGUAGCCAAAAUCGUCUUAACUACUCUGGAGAUCAUCCAGGAUCGCGUGGACUCCCAUGUGUCCAGAAACCGGCUGUUGUGGAAUUCCCUCCCUGGUGGUCUUUAUGCACUCCCCCAGUACUCAACUGACCCUGCCCAGUUCCCUUUUUACUAUGCCAUACUGGGUAAGAGCCCCUCGCAGCAGUUCACAGCUGUGAUCCAUACGGUUACUCCUCUGCAGUCCCAGAUCUCCCCCGUGGUGAAGCUCAUCAUCGCUGUAGCCAAGUCCAAGUUCUGUGCACAGAUUGUGGUUUUAUGGAACUGUGACAAGCCUUUACCUCCUAGGAACAAGUGGCCCUCCACCAGCGUGCCUCUCACUGUCAUUGAAGGACAGACCAAGACGAUGAGCAGUCGUUUUUUCCCUCACAACGUCAUCCUCACUGACGGUGUCCUCAGCCUGGAUGAAGACUCGGUUCUCUCAACAAAUGAGGUGGAUUUUGCCUUUAUUGUAUGGCAAAGCUUUCCGGAGCGUAUCGUUGGUUAUCCAGCAAGGAGCCAUUACUGGGAUAGUUCCAGAUCCCGCUGGGGCUACACCUCUAAAUGGACCAAUGACUACUCCAUGGUCCUUACAGGGGCAGCUUUCUACCACAGAUACUACCACUACCUGUUCACGCACUACGUACCGGCCAACCUGCUGACCACGGUGGACCGCAUGGCUAAUUGCGAAGACAUCCUGAUGAACUUCUUGGUUUCGGCCGUUACCAAGCAGCCGCCGAUCAAAGUCACGCAGAAGAAGCAGUACAAGGAAACCAUGAUGACCCAGGGCUCCAAGGCGUCUCGGUGGGCCGACCCAGACCACUUCGCCCAGCGACAGACCUGCAUGAACGCCUUCAGUCAUUGGCUGGGUUUCAUGCCCCUGGUGCACUCCCAGAUGAGGCUGGACCCCGUAUUGUUCAGGGACCAGGUUUCAAUCCUGAGGAAGAAAUACAGGGACAUUGAGAAGCUGUGAAUGCACAAGGAAACACACCAAAUCACUGACAGGGAGAAAGUAAGAGAGGCUGGGCAUGUCUGCGUGUCUCUGUGUGUGUUCUUGUGUUUCCUGUUCGAGAGGCUGCGACGAGAAUACACACUCUGAAUGUGAAGGUUUGUGAGGCUAUAAAAGAACACUCACACACAUGCACUGGACAUAAAAAUGAUAAAACACUGAGGUACGCAUAAGGCAUUUAACUGUGUAUUUGUAUGGAAGAAAAAAAAACACACUGAUUCUGUAUGCGUGGUUGAUAACAGCGAGUAGCUGUGCGUAUCCACCAUCUGUGACAAUACACAUAAAUUAAUAUGAAUGCAUGGAUACACAUGCAACAAAGAGCUGGACACAUUCAAGACAGUCCUGACCACAGACAUAUGUGUUGCAUGGUUUGAACUGUACAAGGACAUGAAAAACAUAAUGUGUUUGAAUAAAAAAAAAAUAAUAUUAAGAGCUGUAUUUAUUGAGGAAGUUGGACUGUCGAGGAGUAAACGGUAUAAUGUUGGACAACAGGAUGAAGAGAUUUAUGAGUUAUAGGUUCAUAAAGUCAAAGGACACACUUUCUGAGGUUGUGUAUGUACAGUAAAGACAUAUUGUGGACAAAAAAAAGGGACAAACUGUAGAUUCUGGGUCAACCAUGCGACAGCUGCUACCCCCCAAAAACACCCAGAGACAAUGGCAAUAUGCCUCUUGUAUACUAUUGUAAAUUUUCAGCAGCAGUUCCUGUCUGUAUGAAGAAAAUUAAAAAAAAAUAAAAUAAAGAGAUGUUAUGUUAUAUGACAAGCGGCCAC